This is a messenger RNA of Nicotiana tabacum (common tobacco), 990 nucleotides long. The record is from RefSeq and is a predicted model, not a curated record. NCBI's taxonomy places the organism in Eukaryota, Viridiplantae, Streptophyta, Magnoliopsida, Solanales, Solanaceae.
UCAACCUAGAGGUUGUAAGUUGCAGUUUCCCAAGAGCAAGUUGGGAAAUUGUUGGAGCGAGGAUGCCGUUAUCAGCCCGAAUGGCUACUUUGUUCUUUUUCUCAAUUCGAAUCAAUCCGCUCGACACACUCUCUUCCCCAAAACCCUAAACCCCUUCACAGAACUAUCUAAGCCCUUCUCCUCCUCCUCCCCCGGGGCCACCACCAAUGGCUUUGCCCGAUGUCUCUGUGGAACCAGCCAUGCGCGUGUUCAACAAUCACGUCCGCACACUUGGAGAGAAACUCAAGCGCAUAGGUGAAAUAGAAGAGUCACUUUCAAAAGGAAAAGACCUAAAUAAGAUAGCAAAAAAAGCUCUCUCCUCAAAGUCCGCCGUCGUAGGCGCCAUCGACGAGCUCGGGAAUAUUCGGGAAUCUCUUACUUACGCUGCCUACGAUGAGCUCAAACUCACACUAUUAGCAAAAAGUUGUAAUAGUGAGAGGGACCGCCUAACAUUGGUUCAAGACUUACUUAAUUUGUUGUAUUUAGGUCAUUUGUUCGAUGAGAAGUCACUGCAGAGUGACAUUACCGAGAAGACAAGGCAGAGGAGAACGCGGGAGAGAAAUUAUUUUCUUAGCUGCGAAUCCACAGAUCCGGUUGGAGUGACGGAUUUGUAUUCAAUUUCAUUGCUCUGUGGCCAUCUUAUUUGCCCACCUGCUGCUCACUCUCUUCUGUCGCACAAGGGUGCCCUUGAAAAAUGCCAUGCAAAGCUUUGGCUUGCUAAGUCCGACGAGCCCAUUAUGCAUGAUUCAAAUGCUACAUAUGCUGGGUUGAGAUCAAAACUAAACAGUAUAAUGUCUUCACAAUAUUUUACUGCGGACCAUGAAGAUGAGGCAGAUGCUCCUGUAGAGAAGGUAAAUGCUUACACAACUUUUCUCUGUUGUUUUUGUGUGAAUGCUAAGGUUAACACAUUAUUUGUGAUUAACCCUUGUUUGCAAUUAAUGUAUAGUCAAU